GAAAAAAGUGGUUAAUAGAAAUUCUUCUUUAGAUGGUGAUAUGAAUUUUUUGAAAUCUUGUGUAAUAAGCUUGGAUGUUUUCUUAGGGAUUAAUAAUAAUAAUAUUAUUAUUAAAAUAUUGACUUAAAACAAACAAUAAGUAGUUCUUAAAUGCGCUAUGAUUAUCUUUUAUAAUGUAUUACAAUAUGUUUGUUGAACCCUUUUUAUUUAUUCAAUAACAACCCUUGUAUCCAUAGUUACAUAGUUAAUACGCUAGGUAUUUUAGUUUAAUAUGUUAUUUAGUUACACAAUAGGGUUUUUUUUUUGUUUUAACAUCGUGUUCAGUAGAAGAGUAUUAAAGUGUAUUAUAGUUAAAAUUUUUUUCAUUAGACCACAGUUCUUAAAUAAAGUCUAAUAAUAUAAAAUAAACACGGACAAAAUUUUUGAAAAUGUUUGCGACACGGGCAUUACAUUAAAUCAAGAAAAAAACACGAGAAAAAGAUGACAGCGUUAAGAAAUACUAGAAAAUAUAAAUUCGACGCAGUAGAAGUGGAAGAAAAAGAACUUGAUAAAAUGGAUGUACCUAUUUCUGUAGUAAAACAAAUUGAAAACAGUGAAUCAGACCUUAUUAACUAUACAGAAGAAGGGUCUCAAUUAGUGGCUAACGUACUUCUAGCAAAUGACAAUCGUGAAAAUAAUCGUAGAGAAACUGACAAAAGUGAAAGAGAUAUUAGAUUGAAAGCAGUUGAAUUGGAAUCUGAAGUAGCUAAUGCUAAAUUUAUGGAAAUUAGCUGUCAAUGGCCUAUAAUAUUAAAAAAAAAUGAUGCAUUGGAAAUACACGAACAUUUAGAACUUCAAAAGAAUAGAGGAAAAUUGGAUCAAGAUGGUACUUCAGAGAGGUCCUUACUCCUUUUUCGAUUUUCUCAAUAG
Acyrthosiphon pisum (pea aphid) is the source of this 909-nucleotide messenger RNA. RefSeq lists its product as uncharacterized. The transcript has 4 exons. Bases 481 to 909 code for a protein of 142 amino acids. Lineage: Eukaryota; Metazoa; Arthropoda; Insecta; Hemiptera; Aphididae. The record is from RefSeq and is a predicted model, not a curated record.